CCUCUGUGAAUAUCCAAAUAGAUAUCGCUCAAGCGCCCUUCUCUUGACUAUACCCGUCAAUUAAUCAUGGCAUCAUCGUUCUUAGCCUGUUCCCCAACAGAAAACCCUUACCGCCUCAACGCGGGGGAGUACGAGUCACGGCUCCACAACAACGCCAAUCUAUUGUUUUCCGCUACGGAUUCAACUACGAAGGUCAUACACUGUCACGAAGAUCACACGAGGGAUUUGACAUCACUAUCGAAGAUUGAGGAAUACUUCCAGACCUACCCAAAUUUCUCUGGAACACGAAUCAUAAUGAUCUACCAAAGAAAUUCAUGGGGCAGGCUCAUGAUAUCCGAAGAUGAGUUUUCCAGGCUCCUGGGCGGGCUGGGCGUCUUCGGCGAGUUUGCGGAGCUAGUUCAAGCGUUCGGCACCAAAACCUCAGCCGUCGAUGAAACAUUCGCCAGCCGUCCGAUCUUUCAAGGAGACACAUCGGGAUCAUUUCGCCUCAGCUACCUGAUCAAACACGUGGAAGCGAACAAAAAGGAGCAGACAGUCGACCCAUACUCUGUACGGCAGAUGGCCGUAUACCAUGGCUACGAUGCACCAAACGAGGGGCACACAUUUGUCCUCGUGAAUCCGUCCAUCACGUUCCAGAAGCACUGGAAACAAGCAAAAGAGAAGUCGGAUCCCCGGCGGGGGAUGGGCUGGAUGGAUCUCCAUGUUGCUGUGGCGUACGCGAUGACCUGUGGAUGGCGGAAAUAUGUCAACUACCUUGAGUCCGAGUUCGAUAGGACUCAAACAAAGUCGUUCGGCGACGCGAACUUCCAUUUCUCACAGGCGCGGAUGAUAACGGGUCUCAGUCAAAAAAGGUCGCCACAGAAACCCGUUGCUGCUCUAGACCGGGUGGCAGUGUCCACCACCGAACUCACGAAUAUCCGCGAAUACGUUACCUUCGAAGACAUCCAAAGCUUGCAGAUCUUGAAGGAUCGGGUCCUGCUGCUCGAACACGUUCUCCUCCUGAACCUGGGAGUGUUCGAGGCGCUGAAGGAGCGGCUGGUCACGCUGGAAGCGGCGGGGUUGGCACUUACGGGGUGCGCCGGGAAACCGCAGGAUGAGGUGGCGAAUAUCUUCUCACGAUACCUAUCGGACACGGUGGUGGCGGGCCACCGCGUCGACCAUUUACUCAAACGCAUCGAGGGUGCAUCUAACUUGUUGCGCACUAUACUCGACUUCAGAGCUCUGGAGACUGCACGCUACGACAAUGAAAUCAUGCUAGACCUCUCCAAGAAAGCACACCAAGACGGUAGGACGCUGAAGACCAUCACGCUCUUGACACUUGUGUACCUACCGGCGACAUUCGUCGCGACACUACUUUCCAUGGGCUACAUAAGGUUCACGUCUAAAAACGGACACAUUGUUCUCGAACUUUCAAGCGAGCUGUGGAUUUUCACGCUCUUGACAGCAGUGUUGUUGGCGAUUACCAUGGGGUAUCGGAAGUACUGGGAGUGUCGGCAGCGAUCCAAGGCACGGAAGCAAGAGGAGGAAAGAGGGAUGUGUGAUCUUGCAUAG
Messenger RNA from Tricharina praecox, 1551 nucleotides. RefSeq lists its product as uncharacterized. The transcript is spliced from 8 exons. The record is from RefSeq and is a predicted model, not a curated record. The coding region runs from base 67 to 1551 and encodes 494 amino acids. NCBI's taxonomy places the organism in Eukaryota, Fungi, Ascomycota, Pezizomycetes, Pezizales, Pyronemataceae.